Molecule: messenger RNA, 1775 nt
Organism: Penaeus chinensis
Lineage: Eukaryota; Metazoa; Arthropoda; Malacostraca; Decapoda; Penaeidae
Product: cell adhesion molecule 2-like
Exons: 6
Coding region: 1-789 (262 amino acids)
Source: RefSeq, a predicted model, not a curated record
AUGUGCGGGCUGACCCUUCGCAUCCGCAACUUCGAGGUCCCCCUCCACGUGCCCCGAGGCGACCGCGCGGUCCUCAAGUGCGAGUUCGACCUCCAGGGCGAGCGCCUCUACUCCGUCAAGUGGUACAAGGGAGGCAGGGAGUUCUUCCGCUACGUGCCCAACGAGAGGCCGAUGAAGCAGUCCUACAACGUCACGGGAAUAGAGGUCGAUCACGAGGCGAGCACAGGACAACAGGUGGUGCUCAAGGACGUCUCGCUGGCCACCUCCGGCAGAUACAAGUGCGAGGUACUGGCCGAGGCCCCGGCCUUCAACACGCUGGUGGAGUACGCCAUCCUGACCGUCGUGGCCAUCCCCAAAGAGAAGCCUAUCGUCCAGGGCGCGCAGGAGAGGUAUCGUCCCGGCGACUACGUGCGCGUCAACUGCACUUCCGCUCCUUCCAAGCCCGCUGCCACCCUCACCUGGUUCAUCAACGAUAAUAUAGUCCCCACCGAAUACCUGGUCCGCUACCAGCCUAUCAUGCUGCCCGACGGCCUCGAGCAGUCCACCCAGGGGCUCCACUUCAAGGCGACCCACGAGCACUUCCCGCACAACAUCAUGUCUCUGCGCUGCGCCGCCUCUAUCGGCUUCUUUUACAACAAAACGGAGGAAACCAGUCUUGAGACCCAGCGCCCCGCGCUCUCUCUCGAGAGCCGUAAACACUUCUACGGCAGCAGGAGCGCCCCCCUGCCCCACGGGUCCCUGGGCCUGACUCUGGUCUUGCUCGCCUGCGCACUGGGCGCCCUCAGAUAAGCACUUGGCGGGUCUCAGGGGCGCCCUUGCCCUCCCGUCAUCGGCCGAUGCUCUUAGGUGAUGCGAGGUCAGAGGCUUCCUGGAGUGCCGUGACCUGGCUCAACCCGCGCCGGCGUCCGAUCGGCCUCCCUGCGGCCUCAGUCAGGGCGCUCGUCCGCUGCCUCCAAAGUAUUAAGGAAAGACGCUUAACUGGCCCUUCAGUUAACACAAGGAUUUUAGCUGUGUCACAAAAGGCUUUGAAAUAAUUAAGAUGAAUUAUUUGUGUAGUGUCAUAUCACCAUUAUGUUGAUGGUGAAAGCAAGAUGCGCUGUACGUGAUAUUCAUUGCAUCCUGAGCAUCAACAUGUGCUUUCAAUUGCUAAAUUUGGGGCAAUGAAUAACAUAGCUUCCUGACAUGUUUUCAGCAGUGUUGAUUUAUAGGUGUGUGUGUGUCCAUGUGCGGUAGACAGUGUUUGAGCAUGGCUGAGUGUCAGUAUGAGUGCGCGCGUGAGUGAUUCAUUAAUUUAUUUUUGUAUUCAGAUUAACGUGUUUAGACUUGUCAAGAACACAGCUGGCGUUGCUUCGUGGUGAAGCUUGGUGGUCAAGUCUCGGUGUGUCUACAAGCAACUGUUGAUGUUCGGUCCUGAUAACAUAUACUCGCUUAUGUGUUGUUACCACGCACCAUCAUGCACCUCUGAGUUCCCCUACCGCCCUCACUACACCCUCACGCCCGCCCACGCGCCCGCAUCGGCCAGCUGCGCCCACACAUAUCGUCCUCCGAACGCCUCUCGACCAACCACAGUUCAGCUUGAUGUAGCGAUGACGAAGUGUGGCGGUGGUGACCGAAGUGGGGACUCAGCCACACCCGCCGCCACCCUGCGGAUGUCACUGUGCCAGACCCUAGCUAAGGUUUACAUGUGCGAGAACCCGAGUGAAACGUCUUUAUGUCGGCCGGGCGACACGGCCAAAAGUGAUCCUCUUCUCUCUCUCUCUCACUUUUCUUUAAAU